GACACACAGACAGAGAGAGAGAGAGAGAGAGGGACAGCGGUGGAUCCCAUCGCGGCCGCUAUUCGCCCAUCUGGGAGCCGGCUCCUUCUUACAACAGAGUUGUACUUUGAUGCAAUGGCACAGUAGCUGACGCCCUCUUCCUUGUCCGCCCAUUUCAGAAUGGAGACAACGCUUUGACAUUUUUGUCUAAACGGCUGCAGUUCAUCUCUCCACCGUAGUUAAUCAAGAAUGUUUACCCUCACAGAAGUAGCAUCGCUUAAUGACAUACAAGCAACCUAUCGGAUCCUGAAGCCAUGGUGGGAUGUUUUCAUGGACUAUUUAGCUAUCGUAAUGCUAAUGUUGGCUAUCUUCGCGGGCACCAUGCAACUGACCAAAGACCAAGUUGUGUGUCUUCCUAGGUUGGAGGUAGCUGAAAACCGUGCAACUAUUCCUGAGACCAGUGCUGCACCACAGAAACAAACCACUACCUCUGCAUUGGAAAUCAGUCAUGCUACAGAAGAAGAAGGCCAGCUUUUUCCUGAAACUGUAUCCAUGAUGAACGUUGACUCGCACAAAGAAACUAACCCGAGCUUCAGAUGUAAAACUCACUUGGACUAUCAGCAAUAUGUUUUCGUAAAUCAACUAUGUUAUCACGUGGCCUUGCCCUGGUACUCAAAGUAUUUUCCCUAUCUAGCUCUCAUCCACACACUCAUUUUGAUGGUCAGCAGCAAUUUCUGGUUCAAGUAUCCCAAAACCAGUUCCAAGAUUGAACAUUUUGUCUCCAUAUUGGGGAAGUGUUUCGAGUCUCCAUGGACCACAAAGGCACUUUCCGAAACGGCGUGUGAGGAUUCAGAGGAGAACAAACAACGUUUCAAGUCUUCUGUGGCAAAACAUUUAUCAACCAGCAGUGAAGAAGAGAGUCCCAGUACACCAAUGAUAUCUAGAUCUGGACCUAAGUUCUCAGCUGAAAAACCUGUUGUAGAAGUUCCCAGCAUGACUAUUUUAGACAAGAAAGAUGGCGAGCAAGCCAAAGCCCUUUUUGAAAAAGUUCGUAAAUUCCGUGCGCAUGUGGAAGAUAGUGCUUUAAUAUACAAAUUGUAUGCUGUCCAAACAGUCAUAAAGACAAUGAAAUUUAUAUUUAUUUUAUGUUACACUCUAACCUUUGUAACUUCAAUAAGUUUUGAUCACGUCUGCAAACCAGAUGAACAGGUGCAACGUUUGACUGGAUACUCUGAGUUUUACUGUACGCACAACAUGGCUUUUAUGCUACGAAAAUUAUUAAUUAGUUAUAUCGCCCUGAUAUGUGUUUAUGGAAUGGUUUGCAUAUACACUUUAUUCUGGCUGUUCAGACGACCCUUAAAGGAAUAUUCAUUUGAAAAGGUUCGUGAAGAAAGUAGCUUUAGUGACAUUCCAGAUGUUAAAAAUGACUUUGCAUUUCUGCUGCACAUGGUCGAUCAAUACGAUCAACUUUAUUCUAAACGGUUUGGUGUAUUUCUAUCUGAGGUGAGUGAAAACAAACUCCGUGAGCUAAGCUUGAACCAUGAAUGGACUUAUGAAAAACUCAAGCAGCAUGUCUCCAGAAACGCUCAAGACAACCAGGAAUUGCAUCUCUUCAUGCUCUCAGGGGUACCAGAUGCUGUAUUUGACGUGACGGACCUUGACGUACUGAAGCUAGAACUGAUUCCUGAGGCAAAGAUUCCUGCCAAAAUUUCCCAAAUGACUAAUCUUCAAGAACUGCACCUUUAUCAUUGUCCUGCUAAAGUAGAACAAACUGCCUUCAGCUUUCUCCGAGAUCACCUUAGAUGUCUACAUAUCAAAUUCACGGAUGUUGCAGAAAUUCCUACCUGGGUCUAUUUGCUCAAAAAUCUGCGAGAAAUGUAUUUAGUUGGUAAUCUAAACUCAGAAAACAACAAGAUGAUAGCUCUAGAGUCUUUACGAGAACUGAAACACCUAAAGAUCUUGCACCUUAAAAGUAAUCUGACCAAAGUUCCUUCAAAUGUUACAGAUGUUGCACCACAUCUUACCAGUCUUGUGAUUCAUAAUGAUGGAACUAAACUUUUAGUGCUGAACAGCUUAAAGAAGAUGAUUAAUCUAACUGAACUGGAGUUGCAGAACUCUGAGUUGGAUCGAAUUCCACAUGCUAUUUUCAGUUUGACCAACUUGCAAGAACUGGAUUUGAAGUCCAAUAACAUUCGUACGAUUGAAGAGGUGAUAAGUUUCCAGCAUCUCAAGCGCUUAACUUGUCUAAAGCUGUGGCACAACAAUAUCAUCACCAUUCCUUCAUCUAUCAGUCUUGUGAAAAACCUCGAGAUGCUUUAUUUAUCUCAGAAUAAACUAGAAUCUCUGCCCUUGGCUCUCUUCAAUUUGCAGAAGCUCAGAUACUUGGAUGUUAGUCACAAUGGCAUUUCUACAAUUCCCUCAGAAAUCAUGUCUCUCCAGAAUUUACAGUAUUUUGCCAUCACAGGAAACCGAGUAGAAGUUUUGCCAAAGCACAUUUUUAAGUGCACAAAAUUGCGUAGUUUGAAUAUGGGACAAAACUGCAUUACUUCAAUUUCAGAGAAAAUUGGCCAGCUUGUACAGCUUACACAGCUCGAGCUGAAGGGAAACUGCCUAGACAGACUUCCAGCAGAGUUAGGCCAGUGUCGCCUUCUAAAGAAAAGUGGACUUAUUGUUGAAGAUCAUCUGUUUGAUACACUGCCCUCUGAAGUUAAAGAUCUGUUUAAUCAAGACUUUAACUCAAAUUCUACUUUUGGCCCAGGAAUAUAAAGUAUUUGAGCAAACUAUAUGUAGCAGUUUUGCAACUGAAUGUUUGUUUGCCAGUUGACUGGAAAUAUUGUAUAACUAGAUCAAGGUACUUAACACAACUGUUGGAAAAACUAUAUUAAAAAAGAAGCAAACUUGUGUCCUUAAAAAGGUCUGAAGUUGUUGUAACUAAUUAACUAAGUGUUAAUUACUGGUUGUCUUAUAAAUGUCUGUUACGGAUUGACCAUUUUGUUCACACAUCCUUUACUUGUAAAUGUUCGGAUUUAAUUACCCGCUCCCCAUCCAGCCUUCCGUUUUUUUUAAACUCGUUUUUCAAUUUUUUCAGCUGUCUAGGUCUCUCCGGACUGUUUUUCAAUCUAAUUUUUUCCAGAUCUCUUCUCUCCCAAUACUGGCCCUGAACUGGGCACUCACUGGCCCUGAACUGACCACUGUAAAAUGUGCAAGAGCAGCUUAUUGCGCCAAACUCUGACUUCAUCCCGUCCUCGCUGUGGGAACCUCCCUGUUGGAAGAUCGCUUCUCCCUCUUAGCCCCUCCUCUUGGUAUCACAGCUGAAAUCAAAAGCUUGCAAUGUAUGGGCGUAAACCCAAGUCAUGCCACUCCAUAGUACCAUACCACUAUCGUUGUGUUUUUGUAGCAAGGGAAGAUUCAGACUCUUCAACUAUUAAUUUAAUGUAUAGAAUACCUCAGUGUCUGGUUCCCAGUGCCAACUUCAGCUAUUGUUUUUGUUGAAAAAAAUGCAUUUCAAAGUUGAUUGUUUUUUUAUUUGCCUGGUAAUGAAUGACUUUCAAAUAAGAAAUGCUACAGAGACUAAUUUUAGUACAAAGCACUCCUCAAUGUCUGUUGUGCAAAAAUAAGUUCCCUGGAGGGAGAUGUUAUCUGGGAAGGGAGAUAUCAAUCUGGUGAAUUUCCUUGUAACUCUGCUCUUGCACUCUGAUGACCCAUAUUGCAGUGGUAAACGAGAUGGAACCUGAAGGUGCUUUAUUUAUUUGAAAUGAAAUUGGUGCUUCAAGCUAUCCUACAGGCUGAUCCGGAGACAGACAAAACAGGAAAGCCUACAGUAAUACACAAGAAUGAACGGUGCUGCUUUGGGAAUAGCAUUGAGCCUAUCCCAUUAAACUCAUUUACAAAUUGGCACUGGGUGCAAGCAGAGACAUGAAAUUACAGGCCUCUCCAGGAGAGAAGUAAUUCACAGAAACUUCAGUUACUUAAGUAAAUAACACAUGCAGUGGAGCAGUUGUACUGAAGAUCCUUAUUGGCAUCUCCUUUACCCAUAAAUGCUUGAGAUCCUUAGCAGUCUUAUCACAAGCAGUGCUCGGUUUUGCAGGCUGAAAUGCAUGGAAAUUUAAAAUGUCCUCAUAAGAAGUAAUUAUACUUAUCUUUUAAAGGCUGUUUGAAUGUGAUUUGUAGGUUUCUAUUUUUUUCUAAUUCUCUUACAGUUUCAUAAGAGAAAGGAAUUAUUCCUCUUUUCUUUUCCGUUCCCACAAAUUGGUAAAAUAGCACAACAGGGUAAUUUUAUCAGCAGAUUUUAGUGCUUCUAAAUGAUUGCAUUUGCAUCUCAGGUGCAACUCUGAGCAUCAACUAGAUAUUAAGUGGGCAGAAUUCCCAGAUUUUUAUGCAUUGCAACCCCAUGACCGGAUAACUAAAAGCUGGUAAAGUAAUAAUCAGGCAAGUGGAAAAACCUUGAUUUUGAAACUCUAUUUAAAAACAAGUCAAUAAUAAAAGUACUAGGAAUUAGAUAGUGGAGGAAUGUUGUGCAUUAGCUACAAAUGAAUGGAGAGUUUUUGUUUAACUAAUGUAUCGUGACUGGAUCCAUACCAACUGGUAAAUUAUCUAGGAACUUUGGCUAUUGUUCUGUAACAUAAGCACGAGCAUGCGCACUUGUAGAACAUUGUGAUAUAAAAGACCUUUUCUAAUAAGUGGCUGCUACAUUCAUGAUGCUUAUGACCUCCUUUUUGCCAUCAAAACAACUGAGGAUUUAAAUCAAGCUAGUAUAGUGAGGCCUGGCACUGAGUUCAAUCAUUAUCGCUCAUUUAUUGAAGUUGCGAGGUCCCCUUACUGCUUGGAUUCAGUAUUUUGCAUAUUGUGCAGAAAUCAGCGUUGAUUUAUGGUAAUAUUUCAGAGCCCAGUCUUCCCUUUGUAUUCUGGUACAAAUACCAUUUCAUAAAACAAGGUUUGCUUACAUUUUGAAAAUUUCCUUCCCAGGUAAUGUACAUGCUAAGAAGUUCUUGGGCUUGGAGGAGUUGUCCAUCUAAAUCCUGGGUAGAGUGCAACUUUGUCUGCCCGCAGAUCUUUGUGUGCUGUGUGUGUGUGUGUAUGUGUUUUAUUAUGGAUGCAAAGCCAUGACAACUUAGUGCAACAGCUAUUUAAUUUAUUUUUAAAAUAAAGGUACUUUGCAGGUAGCUCUCUUUUUCUCCUAGAAAAAAACAAAUGCACAAAUGCGCAAAAUUCAGGUAUCUUAUAGCUAUUUUCCAUUUAAAUUUGAUGGUGUACAGGACAGGCCUCACUAAAAACUAGACGUUUCGGGCACUACAGGCAAAAUACGUUUUUAUUUAUUAUGUUAAAUCAUGUCAGCAAUUCUCCAAAUCAACUGUAGUGCAAAUACAAUGAAUUCUAUUUUUCUGAAGCUUUUUUUAUAAACCAAAUGAAAGACCAGAACACAAUUUUUUUUGGUUUUAGCUCUGUAUUGUAAACUUGCAACAUUUAUAGAUUUCUAUAACUGUUUUUGCCACUGUGCAUUUUCUGCAGGGAUAUUUGAAAUGUACAAUAUAUUGACACAACCACGGCAUUUUAAGAAAACAAAAAUUGUACUUGAAAGAUGUUUGUCUCGCUCUUGCAUGCCUGUAUGCUUUUGCCCUGAGUUUGUGAUUCUCAAAACCUGACGCCUGAUUUUCUUUUAUUUAAAUUGUAAUUUGUGAUAGAUGUUCUGUUAAUUUUAGAUAAAUAAUGUUAUCUUCUUAAAUGGCAUUGCACUAUUGAUUCUUAACAGAACGAUUCCUAGUUGUUUUAAAGAACACAAUAAAAGUUUUGAAACUA
Molecule: messenger RNA, 5775 nt
Organism: Callorhinchus milii (elephant shark)
Lineage: Eukaryota; Metazoa; Chordata; Chondrichthyes; Chimaeriformes; Callorhinchidae
Product: volume-regulated anion channel subunit LRRC8D-like
Exons: 4
Coding region: 229-2745 (838 amino acids)
Molecular function (GO): protein binding
Source: RefSeq, a predicted model, not a curated record